Halichondria panicea is the source of this 1270-nucleotide messenger RNA. RefSeq lists its product as uncharacterized. Lineage: Eukaryota; Metazoa; Porifera; Demospongiae; Suberitida; Halichondriidae. The record is from RefSeq and is a predicted model, not a curated record. Bases 103 to 1101 code for a protein of 332 amino acids. The transcript is spliced from 4 exons.
UAAAAUUAUUGCGCAAUUACGACAUAGCAACCAGCCUUGUAUAAAAAUAGCUAGUGUAGCAUCAACGCCAUCAUCAACAAUAAUUUGUCAUUUCUCAAGAAGAUGCAGUUGGCCAUGGACAAGACUAUAAUUACACUGUUGGCUUCAGCAUUUGUAAUUGCUGUUUUAGGGGUUCGUUGCUCCAAUGCCAUUUGCAGUCAACAGUCUUUUCCUUCCACGUUUGACCUCAGGGCAUUUCUCCCCUCAGUAGGCCAGCUGCCCCAUCCCAGUGAUAUUCUUGUCACCUCUUACAGGUUCACUUGUGAAGGCACCAUCACUCACUGGGAGGCCUACACUACAGGCACUGGGUCACAUCCAAUGGAGUUCCAAGUAUGGCGGGAAGCUCCUGAGCUGCUAAGAUACAAUCUAGUCGGUAACAAUAUUUUCCCUACCGCUUCUCCGACCAAUGGGAUGCUUCGACUGGGCGUCCCUGUAGACCAACAAAUCACUGCUAUGCCCGGAGAUUUUGUGGGGGUGAGAACAAUACAAGGAAACGAAGAUGACCCGUUUCAAAUUCUUACUAUCCUUGGCUACUACCUUAAUUAUAAUCUAACGGACCGUGGUUUCGAUAGCACUCCUGCACAGCUGCCACUGGGCUCAUUGUUUGGCUUAGACUGCUUUACACCUAGCAACAGCCUGCCUACUAACAUCAGCAUAACUCCAUUGAUCAAUGCAGUGCUUAACAGUACCUCUGAUGUAUGGACCCCUGAACCCUCAAACUCUGACCCCUCCACCCCUCCGCCAGACGAGCCAGCUACCUCACAAGCACUCCUCAUUGCUACAGGAGUAUUAGCAGGCCUGCUACUGACUCUAUUAAUUAUCUUGGUUGUCACGGUGACUCUGUUUUGCUGCUACAUGCAACACAAGAGAGGGGGGAACACUGUCAAGGAGCCAGCAAUGACCUCCAACACUGCGUAUAAUGGUGUGAGGGGGGGCGAAGUUGAACUGACCUCCAAUACUGCGUACAAUCAUGCAAGAGGGGACGAGGUCGAACUGACUCCCAACGAUGCUUACAAUGACCAGACAGGGGAUACUCCAUACUACUCCAGGAUAGCUACAUAGGUUACUCUAACAUUGAAUUGACAAACUACCAUAGAUUAAUUAUUAACACGAUUAAAUUUUAAGAGUUUCAAGCUGUUUAAUAGGAAGCAAACAUAGAAUCUAUUUCUAGAGUCGUACAAUCAUAUGUAAUAGCUACUACCUAUUGUCAAAAAUAUUUUGUAUGUCUGUA